UUAACCGCCAAUACACUACAGUAACCUACCUAUCACAGUCCCGCGCGGUCUCAACUCUCAAGAUGGACUUUAAAUUUAUAUUGUUUUUUGUUCAAAUGUCUGGAGUCACUAUGGCACACAUGAUUAGAGUUACAAACAACUGCCCGUUUACUGUAUGGCCCGGCAUACAAGGCAACACAGGACAGCAACAUCUCGAAAACGGUGGAUUUUCGGUGGGCGCCUACAAGACACAUUUCAUUCUCUCGUCACGAAAUUGGGCAGGCAGGAUUUGGGGUAGGACUAAUUGUGACAGUCAAGGAAAAUGCGAAACAGGCGAUUGCGGGAACAAGAUCCAAUGCAACGGAACCUUGGGCGUGCCACCCUUGACCCUAGCUGAGAUACAGUUCGCCGAGUCCGACAACAUUGACUCCUACUACGUGUCAUUAGUGGACGGAUUUAACCUGCCGAUCAAGAUUAUGCCGAACAAAUAUCCAAUGACAUCGAAAAACAGCAUCGACUGCAAGCCGGCUGACUGUGUUGCCGACCUGAACAGCAAGUGUCCGGACAAACUGGCCGUCAAGGCGGCCGAUGGCUCCAGUGUGGUGGCGUGCAAGAGCGCCUGUGCGCUGUUCAACACGGACAGUGAUUGCUGCCAAGGUGUCUACACCACCCCAGCCACUUGUAACAGCAGCUCGUGGCCCCAAAACUAUCCACCAUUCUUCAAGAAAGCAUGUCCGUACGCCUACAGUUACCCGUUCGACAACACGACUAGCACGUUUACGUGUCACGGCAAUUCGUUAACCAAAUUCGACAUUGUAUUUUGCCCUUAAGUCAAUGAUUGUGUGUAACUAUAUUAUGUCUAUAUUAUAGGUUCAGGGUAGGUUAUUUAUCACAAUUUUUAUAAAUUAUUAUAUAUUCAUAUAAAAAAAAAGUUUAUUGGGAAAGAAUAAAAAUAAAGGUAGGUAUACCGUAUAUACUUACAGUUAUUA
Molecule: messenger RNA, 968 nt
Organism: Acyrthosiphon pisum (pea aphid)
Lineage: Eukaryota; Metazoa; Arthropoda; Insecta; Hemiptera; Aphididae
Product: TLP-PA-domain protein
Source: RefSeq, marked provisional